ACAUUUACAGACAGUCUGGGAUUACACUUUUUUGAUAUGAUAAAUUUGUAAACCUUCAUGGAUUAUUAUGAAACUUGGACAGAAGCUUAUCUUCAAGACCAUGAAAUAGCAUCUAAAGAAGAAGUUUGAUUUUUUUUUUUUUAGAAUUCUGUAAUUUACUGAUAAAUGGACUGACACUUUUUAAGUCAACAUAACGAUUACACUUUUAUACUGACAGCAGCAAUGGCAGUACAAGAGCCUAGACAAUGAAGAGGACAAAUAAACAAGAACUGUUAAAAGAAAUUAGAAAUGCCGACGGAAGACCUCAGGCAAUGGGCACUGGUGACAAUUUUUCUCAAGAAGACUUGAGAAAUGCCAUGGGAAUGUCUCAAGCAGUUGGUGAUAAUUAUAAUCAAGACAUUAGAAAUGCUAUGGGGAGGCAACAAGCAGCUGGUGAUAAUUAUAAUCAAGACAUUAGAAAUGCCAUGGGAAUGUCUCAAGCAGGUGGUGAUAAUUAUAAUCAAAACAUUAGAAAUGCCAUGGGAAUGUCUCAAGCAGGUGGUGAUAAUUAUAAUCAAGACAUUAGAAAUGCCAUGGGAAUGUCUCAAGCAAGUGGUGAUAAUUAUAAUCAAGACAUUAGAAAUGCCAUGGGGAGGCGACAAGCAAGUGGUAAUAAUUAUAAUCAAGACAUAAGAAAUGCCAUGGGGAUGCAACAAGCAAUUGGUGAUAAUUAUGAUAGAAAAAAACAAAAACCAACAAAAGCUAAGUCAGAACCUGCCAAAAUGAAGUCGAAAAAAAUUGCCAGUUUGCCACCUUACAUGGCUUUAGAUGUAAUGAAACCAGAACAAGAAGAAGUGUAUGACAGUGACAGUGAACAUGACAUGGAUGACCUUGAAAUGGAGAAUAUGAGUAAAAUAGCAAUAAAGUCAAAGAAGAAGAUUGCACCACAAGUAAAGAAAGCUCCUCCUCCGCCACCGCCACCACCACCACCGCCUGAACCUCAGGUAGAAGCAUUUGACAUGCUCACUGAAAGUAAUGACCGUUUUGAUGAAGACAUGAUCAGUCUUGCAUCAGAAGUAGAAUUUGUUCAAAAAAGAUCUAGUAGAAUGAAAAAGCCGAUGCCACAAAAAAUGAAGGGAAAGAAAAGUAGAGAAGAACCAGCAAGAAUCGUACCUCCCAAAAUAACAGUGGACAUGCUUUCAAAGGUGAAAUUAAAAGCACCACCAGGGGAAAAGAUUGAUAAAGAUACCUUAGUUAAAAUUAGUUCAACAGAGGUGCUAACUUUGUUUGAUAAGAGAGAUUAUUUCCCAUUGUCUUCAUUUAUUGAAACAAUAAAUCAAAACACAUUGUUUGGAGACUGUCAAAAUAUUGUUAAUCUGAGUCUGACAGGAAUAGAACAAGUUACAGAUUUGUUGUUCUAUCAAAUGAUGUUAUAUACGGAGUUACCUAACCUGGCUUUGCUGAAUGUGUCAGGGUGUCCCCAUAUAACUGAUUCUGGAAUGAAAUGGUGUGUACAACAGUAUCCAUAUCUCAGUGAGAUAUAUUUGAAAGGCUGUGAGAAUCUGACAGAGAGAACUCUCCAUUACUUCCUUGAUCCAACUUGGAAUGUUGUGGAAUAUAUGGACAUGACCAGUACAGGAUUAUCUAUUAUUCCAGGCAAAAUGGGUAAAAUGGUCAGCAUUAUUGGAGCAAUUGGUUGUCCGCUGAUAUCACCAGCUACUGAAAUCUACAGAACAAAGAGAAGGGCCGCAUUGUUAGAGACACCUUUAAAGGAUUUACCUGUAUAUAAGAUUGUGGUAUUGAAAGAUAAAAACUGUCAUCAUAGUUUCUACGAGAUAGUAACUAAAAAACCACUGACGGAAAGGUACCUUAAUAUCUAUAAGGAUUACAGAGUGGAACCUCAGGAUCCCUACGUAUAUAACAUAUAUGAAGUGGAAGUUGGAAUGGGCUUAGAAAACUUGGUGUUAAGUAAUGGGUGUAUUGUUAUACUGCCUUACACAAAUAUCGAUCCAGACACUGUCAAUAAACUGACCAUUCAGCUUGUUCAUUUACUAUCCAAGUACCCUGAGUGUAUAUUUGUGAUAGCCGAUUUAUCAGACACUGGAGGCAAGACAUCAGCUUCUAUGACAAGGGAAGUAGUCUCAAACCUUGCUGUAUGGAGUGAAAAGUUUGGUGCUGAGCAAACAGCUCCUCUAGCUGAUUUGUACAUGGACUUCACUUUUCCACACCAACAAAACUUAGUAAAAGCUCUAAAUUUAAUAGAGAGUAUACAUCAGAUCCAGAAGAACAAAGACAGUGCUUAUAAAUGUGUUUGGGAUGUUGACAUGUCUGGUGGAAAGAGCAAUUCAACAACACUUAAAUUUCUCAAUAAGGCAAUAACAUCACUGAGAACAAUUUUUCCAUGGCAUGGGAAUACAUAUCACUCAAUGUUACCUGAUUGGGUGCAAAAAACAUUUGGGAAAUCAAAAAUACGACUUGGUAACUUGAUAGAAGUUCUCAACACAAGUUCAGAUUCUAUGAAAUUCAACAUGAAUUCACGACCAGGAGGACCAUACAGAGAGCUAGACAAACUUUUUGAACUGAGGCACCUAAGGGGUGAAUCAAUAUACUUUCCUAAGAUGACAAACAAACCAUGUUUUAUAGAUUUAGUAGCAGUCGGUGAUUUCUGUAACAAAUCAGCAACUAAAUUACUGAAUCCGGUAAAAAAAGCACCAGUAGCUGGUCUUGGUUUAAAUUAUCCAUGUUUCACAAGACAAGAUAUACAUGAUUUCUUACUAGGCACACAAGAGGAGAAUGAUAUAUUUAUCAAGGUUUUGGAAGAGAACCAUACAAUUGUAAAACUACCGAUUGUCCACCGACAUCCAGUUAUCAAGGAUCCAACUGUCUAUGUUGUCAAUGAAAAUCUACCAGAGAAACCACAUUUACCAAUUGAUCAUUUCUGGGAUGGGAAGUUUGCAGAUCAUCUUUACUCUGGUAGAAAAUACAGGGUACCAGUUUUACCUGAUGGACUGUUACCUAGUGUUACAAGCCAUUUUGUGAAAGUUGCCAAAAUAUGCCUGAUAUGGAAAGAUGGUAUUAUCAUGCAGCAAGGUCCACUAACUUAUAUGUUGGAAAUUAUUAGGAAUGGUGACUACCCAGGAGUGCUGAUAGAAGGCAAACUUCAUUCCAGAACUAAGCCAGGUGAUGAAACAUAUCUUGAAGCAGACAGGAUGGUCUGGAAGGGUCUAAGGGGCAUAACCACUGUGUUUGAAAGUGUAUUGAUGAAUGAUAAUAUCUAUUUCACAGGAGAAUAUUUUUACUAUGAUGAGAAGAGUAAAUUUGACAGAACAGAUGCAUUAGAAUGGUUUGCUGGAGUCAGAGAAAGACCAUAUAUGUGUGACAGUGUCCAGAAACUGGUACCCAAUCAUGCAACACUGGAAAUUGAACAAGGAACAAGAUGUUAUCAGUGUGACAAUUGUGUGACCAAAAAUUUGGAAUGUGAACACAAUCUGUCUACUUACAGAUACAGAAAUGAGUGUGGUUGUAAAGAAUAUGCUCCAUUGUGUAAAACUUGUGGAAUGUGCUCUACCUGUGUCAAUGCUAUUGGUAAAGCUGUUUCGACAGUACAGCCAAGCUUCAGAAUGACGAGAGAUACAAAUAUUGAUAAAUUGAACGUAACAGGAAGCAUCAUAAGUUAUGGAGGCAACAACUUGGAGUAUAUCUUCCGAAGUGAUAUGUCAUAUGAAGCAUUCAGCCAUCUCAAGAUUAUUUUACUCAGAGGAAUUUCUUACAAAAUCGAGCUCACUAAUAUAGAAGAUGGUCACUCAGUGGAAAUGAUUCGUUACCAGACUAUAGAAGGUAAAAUAGAGAAGAUCUCCAUCUCUGGUAAGGAGCAACAGGUCAAGGACACCAAGAAAGAGAGACCACUUGAAUGUCAUUCUGGAUACAUUAUAGAAUUACAUAUUCCACGUUUUGAUCUGUUUGAAAUCCAUCAGAAUGGGCGAGUUAUAUACUCCUGGGAACUACAAGGACCAUUUAUACAAGUAGCUGUGACAGCCAAUGAUCCAGGGAAUAUAAUGAUCUCUUCAAAUCAUUAUGUUGAUUUUCAAGAUAGAUCAACUCAAACAGAAACAAGUUGCUGUGAAAUGAGCCUUCCAUCAUGUGUGGAGAGGAAGUUAACAUUAGAAUUUCUGAGAGCUAGUAAUUUUAUGUUUGCAGAAGCUAAGGAUUUUUCUGGUUGUUUAGGCUGUAUUUUACCAGAAGGAAUGACUGAAAUAGAUCUGACAAACCCUUCUCAUCAGAUCCUGAACAACAAUAGGCUUCUCAUGCCUUUAUGUAUGACAAAAAAUAGAUUUGCAGAUGAAUGGUACCUGCAGAAGAUGGUACACAUGGUUAACAGUCCAGGAUUUCCGGUAUCACAAGAUGACAAGAAUAUGACAAUAAUAGGAAUGGCAUGUAAUGGCUUGUUAGCUCAUUACCCCUAUUUGCAUAUUCCAGACAAUUUUCAAAGAUAUUUGCAGGUUACAAAAGACCAAAUGGAUGUAAAUCUAAUUGAGAAGGGUAUGCAUGAGAUUAUCAGACUGUAUGCCAUGGAUAUGAUGUUAGAACUGGGACUCCAGUACUCAUUCAAUGGACAACUUCCUGCUCAAAUUAGGAAAUUAUUUGUGAAUACAUUGGAGCCCCUUAUUUGUGACUCUGAAAAGUCAGCUUUGAUUGCUACAGAAAGUAUUCUGAUGGAAGGAAAGCUUUUACAUUUGUGUCAAGGUCACAAAGCUGCAUACCAGUCAAGGUCAGACUUUGUAGAGUUAUCUCCCAUUGAAUUUGGUGGAUACACAAGAUUUAUCAGGGAUAUAAAAAUUGUAAAGUCAGGUCUUGUUUCAAUACCAGAGGAUUUCUUUACGUCUAUGCCUUAUCUAAUAAGAGCAGAGCUUUAUGAAAAUCUUUUGGAGAAGCUUCCAGAUUCCAUAGGAACAUGUAAAUUUUUACAAAAAUUGGAUGUGGCUGACAAUAACUUGAGUGACUUGCCAGAAAGUCUCGUAAACUGUACAGAGCUUGACCGACUGGACAUUGGUUGUAAUGUGAUGGAGGCAUUACCUAAAGUUGUGACAAAACUCAAAUUGAAGAGACUUAUGAUGAACAACAUGCUCCUGACGUCACUACCAGAAAACAUCGGUGAUAUGGAAUUGUUAGAAAUGUUAUAUGCUAGCGGUAACUGUUUUACAAAACUACCGAAAAGUAUCGGUAAACUAAAAAAUCUGAUGGAUCUGUCCCUUGGUGGGGUUCAGUGGUUUGAACUUAAGGAAGGAAUAUAUGUUAACAAGCAGAUGUUUGAAGAUUUCUUGUUCAGUUCUCGUAUUGGUCCUUGGCUAGCUGCUCACAAUGAGGACAAAGAGAAGCUGUUUCAUAAUUUUGACCUUGAUGCUAACAACGUCCUUGACCAUAAAGAGAUGGGCAAUGUGAAUGCUACAUUAUUCAACAUUUUCCCAAGAUUUGGAUACAAAGGAAAAGAACCCCCUGAGGAUGAUGCUCCAAGUGGAUUUCCAGAGGAGAUUUUUGAAUUGACCAAUCUGAGAUAUCUGAACUUACAAUACCAAGGCAUUGUCCAUGUACCUGAAGGCAUAGAAAAACUCAGCAACUUAGAAACAUUAGUCUUAUCAUACAAUCCAAAUAUGUUGUCAGUGGCUGGCCAGUGUGGCAUGCUGCCACUCAAAAGGUUAGACCUUUCCUACUGUACAUUAUUGAAGACACCACCCAAAGAAAUCCGUGACAGAGGAUUCAAUACUAUAUAUGCUUAUCUGCGUCGUUUAAUGACAGGAUCAGUGGAAUGUAAAAGGACAAAGUUAAUGUUUGUAGGAUUAGGUGGUGCUGGGAAAACAAGUUUGGCUAAAGCAUUGAUGACAAAUGAGUUCCAGACAAGUCUGACAGGAGCACAGGCUAUAACUGAUGGUAUUGAUAUUUGUACAUGGACUGUUAACCAUGAUGGAGAAAAAGUACAAUACAGUGUGUGGGACUUUGCUGGACAGACAGUUUACUACAAUACCCAUCAGUUUUUCCUGUCAGACAGAGCUGUGUACUUAUUGCUGUGGAAUGUAAGACUUGGACAAGAACAUGCAGGGCUCAAUUUCUGGCUCAGUUCUAUCAGUGUCCAUGCCAGCAAGGCACCAAUCUUUAUAGUCGGAACACACAUGGACCAGGUUCCAAAAGCAGAAAUACCUAUGGAAGAAAUGAUGGCUACCUAUCCACAGAUUGAGGGGUUCUUUUUUGUCAGUUCAUUCACUGGACAGGGAAUAGAAGAAUUAAAGUCUACUCUUCUGAAGGUGACCUUGAAACAAGACUACAUGGGAGAAAAGAUUCCUGCAGCCUAUCUGGAUAUGGAAAAUAUUAUUUUAAGGAAAAGACAAGAAGAUGUGAAUUUGGUUGAGUAUGGUGAAGUAGAGAGAAUGGCUAACAUUUCUGGUAUUGUGGAGAAAGAAGAGGUUGCUCAGGCAGUUCAAUUUCUCCAUGAUCUUGGAUCAGUACAACAUUUCUCUAAUGAAGUUCUAAAAUCAAAAGUGGUUAUAAACCCACAGUGGAUCGUUGAUGUGAUGGCCAAAGUGGUAUCAGUGAAAGAAUCACCUAUUCAGGAGGGAAAGCUGAAACAUGAAGACAUAGGAAAAGUGUGGAAAGAAUAUCCAUCUAACAUUCACUUCUGGUUACUACAGCUUACUGAGGAGUAUGACCUGACCUUUAAACUGUCCAAUGAAAAAGUAAACUUGGUACCCUGUCUUCUGCCGGAGAAAAAGCCUGAGAUUCCAUGGCCUGAGAUCAAGAAGGAUUCAGACUACAAAGAAACAAAGAUGGUGUAUCACUUUGAAUACCUUCCUGCAGGUCUUUUCAACAGAGCUCAGGUUAGAUUACAAGAGUUUUCAGACAGUGCUAUUAUUUGGAAGAGAGGAUCUUUUCUCAGAAAGAAUGAACAUAUUGCUCUACUCCACCAAAAUAAGGACACAGAAAUGGUUGUGAAAGUACAGGGACCACGUCCUGAGAAUAUUUUAUUUUUGGUUCAUGAAGUGUUUGAAGCAUUAAUUAAUGAGUCAUUCCAUGGUGUGCGGUAUGACUUCAGCGUACCGUGUCCAGACUGCAAUAAUCGUUCUUCAGCGAAUUUUGGUAUGAAGAGAGAUCCCCACAUGUUUACAGCCUCUAUGAUAAGAAGAGCUUUGGACUUACAAGCUCCAUUCCUACAGUGUUUGAAAUAUUUCCAUACCAUAUCUGUAGGAGAUUUACAAUCUAUUAUGCCACCAGAUACAACGCAGGAUUAUGAUAUACAUUUAGCUCAUGCUGUUAAUGAUCUUAUGGAGUUUGAACAAGGAAAGACACUAGAUAUAUUUAUAUCAUACUGUGAACUAGAUGCACCGAAGGACAAAUCAAACGUCAUUCACCCUGAAGACGUUAAACAAAAAUUAUUGAAGGAAAACUAUAAAUGCUACUACCCAGAGGCUGGAAAAAAACAUUCUACAGACCUUAUGGCCAAGUCGCUGAUUGAUUCCUCUAUAUUUGUGGCAUUUAUAUCAAACAACUAUGUGAGUGAUCAGACCUGCUGUAAUAUGUUUAAGUUUGCCAAAACCACACUCAGGAAACCAUUUAUCCUGGUUGCUGUUGGACCAGACCAUGAAUGGAAGAAAAGUGCCUUGGGACUACUGGUCUCUGAUGUUGUCUUUGUAAAUAUGAUUGACUCUAAGAAAUCUGUGUUUGCAAAUAAGAUGGAAGAACUGUUAGGAAAAGUAAAAGAGAUAUACUCUGUGGAAGUGUCCAAUGAAAGUCCACCAUGUUUUGUCAGCUAUUGCUGGAAAAAUUCCAAAGAUGCUGUAGAACUUGGAACUAAAUCAGAACCUCAGGCAUAUGCUUACACACCAGAUCCGAGAGAUAUGGCAAGUUUUCUGACAGCUAGUGGUGUUCCAUGCUGGUUAGAUACUAAAAGAAUAGGAUUUGGAAUGAGUGGUUUAUUAGAUGAUAUAGCUAAAGGAUUACUGAACAGUCAAAUGAUGAUAGCAUUUGUAUCAGACGACUAUACAUCUUCCAAUAACUCUAUGACAGAGUUGAAUUUUGCUGCUCUCACAUUACACAUUCCUGUUAUAUUUGCUAUUGUAGGACAAGGAGAUAACUGGAAGAAAAGUGAAGCAAACAUGCUAGCAUUUAGACAAAAUUAUCCAGUUAUUGAUUUCCGCCAAGUUGCAGAGAAUGAAGCAAAAGAAAAACUGCUUGAGCUAGCUUCGGGCUACCUUAAGUUAGAACAAUCAGGGUCAACAUUCAAAAAAGGAGAUCUGAGCAGAACAGAAUCAAGUAAAAAAAAAAAACAGGAGAGCUCAGACAAAAAAGAUAAUUUGUCUUUCCAGGAACUGUAUGAGCUAGCACAGAGAAAAUUUCAUCAUCAGAUAACACAUUAUGCUCUUACACAAGACACAGGUCUACCUUACCCCAGGCUAUUCAUUGUUGAUGUUCAGAAGGAAAAAGAAAACACAACAGAAAAGGAUGAAGAGAAGAAAAGCCUAGAGGACUUAGAAAUAAGCUUCAGGGAUGGAAAAUACUGUGUACAUAUACUGUGUGAAUGUGAAUCUGGAUGGCAUGCAGUCGGUGAUCCCAUUCCAUUAGAUGAUGACUUUGGGAUGUCAUUAUUGACAUACUAUGCACCCUACCUAACUCGUAUUACAGCUCUAAUGAAACAUAAUCUUCACUUUAAGAUGAAUGCAUUAAGUGACAAAUAUGGUGUUGCUUAUCUCAGAUAUCUUGCAGAGUCCUCAGCAGUAGAAUUAUCAGAAUGUAAAACUGAGUACUGGAAGCUGAGGGAAAAGGUUAUGAAUCUGGAUUCAGAACAGAAAAUGGGUGGACUUUCAAGAUGUCGUCUGCCAAGUGGCAAAACAAUAUGGUUGUGUCAAGGUCACAUAUCAAAGAUGAAGGUAACUGUAUUGACCAAAGAAAUGAUAGCACAUGAUAAGACUACUACAGGUGUUAUUGGUGUGGAUCAUAUGGUGGAAUCUCUGAGAGAGAUGGAUCCACAAAAAAUGAAUAUUGCAUUCAAAUCUGCCAAAAAGGCCAAGAGAAAUAGAACAGCACCCAAAGAUGCAAAAGAACAAGUGAAUAUUCAGAAAAAACAGUCCUUGAUGAGACAAAAGUCUUCGAUUAAUGAUGAACUUCUAGCUGAAUAUAAGGAAAGGAUGAAUAAGGCUGAGGACAAAGAAAAACAAACAAAAGUGUCAACACCUAGACAGGCUGAUUCUUCUGGUGAAUCUAAAACUUUACCUCCUGUAAUUCAGGAGAAAAAGAAAGCUGAUUUAGCAGAGAAUAUUACUUCUGAUAAAAGUCGGGAUGAUGAAGGUCCAUCUACUUCUGGUAUAGACACAAAUAAUCAAAAGGCAAAACAAACAACGCAAUCUGCCUCUGGUGGGGGGAAAUCUGCACAGAACUCUCAGGUUACAGGUCCCAAUAGCAAAAGACCACUGUCAGAUAGUAAGACUGGUCAAGCAGCAAAGGUUAACAAAGAACCUCAAUCAUUAGGGAAAAUGGGAAGAAGUAAAAGCAAAGCUUGUUCAGUUAUGUAACUGUAAAACAAUAGAUGUAAAUGGAUGGUCACAGCAUUAGUUUCAUCAUUUUAUUAUGACAAAUUUUAUUGAGAAAAGUUAGACUGAUAGAUACCAAAUGUAUAAAUGGUGAUAAAGGCUUGUUUUGCAAUGAUGAAUGGCAUGUAAUGAAUAAAAGGGGGAGUGAAAGUGCUUCUUAUUGUUAUGUGGCUUAGAUACAGAGGGAAUUAAUAGAGGAUUACAUCAAAGGUUGCAUUUAACUGUAUUUUAAGAUGUAAUUCAUUUAAAAAAGGGGGGUAAAAAAAGCUUGUGCCUUUUAUGUGAUUGAAGUACUAUGGGUACAUAUUAAAAAAAGGCUAAAGCAAUGGUUAUGUAACUGGAAAGUAAAUGGGUACAAACAUUAACUAACUGAGGCAAAUCCUGCUUUAUGGAGCUUCUGUUAAGAGUAGAUACUGCAGUUACAAAUAGGUGUAGUUCAUUAUUUUAAGUGCUAUUUCAUGUGACUUAAGUUUAAGUUAAACUAUUGCAAAAUGUCUCCAUUUUUUCCACAUUUCCUAUAUUGAAGUAACUGAAUAAAACUUAGAAACGGAAAGAAAUUGUUUUACAAUCAAAUCAACUGUUAAGUUUUACAUACUAUGCCUAUGAAUGCUUAUUCUACUAUGAUGCCUUGAUUAAAUUAGAUCAAGUAAAAUAGAAACUAUAAUUGGUACAAUGUGGUAUGAACUUUAUGUUAUAUUGAUGAUUGUGCUGUAGAAAUGUUUACAUCUAAUUUAUUAUUUAUAACUUUUAUAUGUGUGUGAAGAUGAAGUUAUUGAGUAUUUUUGAUAAACUUAUUAUAUUUUCAUA
This is a messenger RNA of Mytilus californianus (California mussel), 10358 nucleotides long. RefSeq lists its product as uncharacterized. The record is from RefSeq and is a predicted model, not a curated record. NCBI's taxonomy places the organism in Eukaryota, Metazoa, Mollusca, Bivalvia, Mytilida, Mytilidae. Gene Ontology annotation, biological process: signal transduction. The transcript has 61 exons. The coding region runs from base 246 to 9533 and encodes 3095 amino acids.